AUGUCCGAGUCGGAAAUCAAUGGAAUCCAUCUCUCAGAGACACAGCGACGUGCUGCCAUCGACCUGAAGUGUCAGAUCGCGGCAACCGGAUCGGCGUUCAUUCAGGAGCUGAACUCGCCGUGGACACAGACCAACAAUAGCACCAACCAGUCGCAGGCAUUUGUGACCAAUCGACAGGCACUGGCUAGCUUACCGCGCGAAUACACACAGUAUCUACAGAGAGGUCGUGGUGAUAAUGUGAUCGUCGAUUCCAAUCCAAACUUGGCCGACGGUAUCUUAAAGUAUGUAGAGGAUCCAACACUUAGGAAAACCGUCUAUUUCAACAGUCGUCACGGAGUAUCGAAAGAACUGCUUUUCAACCUCGAGAAGAUGGUCGGAACACGUGACCAACUUGCUAAAGUAUUGGGAUAUAAUACCUACUCGGAAUACACACUCUCUUCAAAACUAAUAGAAACACCAGAGAAAGCAAUGACAUUUUUAAAAGUAACUAUGAUCAUCUUUAUAAAUAAUAUCUCAUCAAUUCCAAAGAUAUUAAUAAUCAUUCUUUAUAAUCCUAUACAGCAAUUAUCAAAUGAAACAAGAGAUUUAUCAGAUUCAGAAUUGAAUAUGUUGUAUAGUUUCAAAUGUAAAACAGAGUUGACAGGAGAUCCUGUGUUCCAAUGGGAUUACGAGUACUAUUCGAAUUUAAUUAGAAACAAAUCAGUACAAGAUUUGAAUGCACCAACCUCUGCAGAACUUUCUGAAUACUUCUCAUUGGAGAACGUAUUAGAAGGAAUGAGUAGAGUUGUUCAUCAAUUAUUUGGUUUGAAAUUAAAACAGAUUGAAAUGAGACCAGGAGAGUCAUGGAAUAAAGAUGUUAUAAAAUUAGCGCUUCUAAGUAGAGAUGAAGGAAUCAUAGGAUAUAUUUAUAUGGAUUUAUGGCAACGACCAAACAAAGCAUCGUUGGGUGUCAACUAUGUGAUGGAACUGGGCUAUCGUAAACGCAAUUUCAAUUUGGUUACGGGUGACGUCCCAAUGAUGGAGGAUUAUAACGUGCCAAAAGUAGCGCUAGUAUGUUCGUUUGGAUCAAAGAAUCAAACCAACCAAUUCCGCUCUCUGCUGCACCAUUGCGAUCUGGAGGUGAUGUUCCAUGAAUUUGGACACAGUCUGCAUACGGUACUGUCGAGAGGUGACUUCCAACAUCUCUGUGGAACACGUGGACCUGUCGAUUUCGUAGAGAUUCCUAGCACACUCAUGGAACACUUUACAUGGGAUCACAAAAUUCUCAGACAAUUUGCCAACCACUAUUCAUCGGGAAGAACUCUCUCCAGUGAAAUGAUCAACGCCUACAAAGAAACCAAAGAUAUUUUCAAAGGAAUAGAAACUCAGAAAUUGAUAUCAUUGGCAAUGUUUGAUUUGAUUCUACAUGGAAAACACCCAAAUAUCAAGACACCAUCGGAGAUUAUGUCGAUUUUACAACAAAAGAAUCUAAAGAUUGCCGGAGAUGUUGGUGAUUCCUUCUUGUCGGGAUUCUCUCAUCUCUAUUUCUACGGAUCGUCGUAUUACUGCUACCUACUCUCAAAGUACAACAGUGAAAAGAUCUGGAAGAACUUCUUUGGCAAUGGACACAAAGUAAAUCGUGAAAAAGGUGAACAAUACCGUAGAAAGUUCCUUCAGAAGGGUUCUUCACAAACACCACAAUCCAUACUGAAUCAUUUUACAGCUUAA
Messenger RNA from Heterostelium album PN500, 1707 nucleotides. Its product is annotated as peptidase M3A and M3B domain-containing protein. The coding region runs from base 1 to 1707 and encodes 568 amino acids. Gene Ontology annotation, molecular function: metalloendopeptidase activity. Gene Ontology annotation, cellular component: mitochondrion. The record is from RefSeq and is a predicted model, not a curated record. The transcript has 3 exons. Gene Ontology annotation, biological process: peptide metabolic process. NCBI's taxonomy places the organism in Eukaryota, Evosea, Eumycetozoa, Acytosteliales, Acytosteliaceae.